AUGGAUAGCGGCGCAGAAGUGCUCCGAUUAGCGACGAGUGCUUUCAAAAAGGAGUUCUCGACGGUUGGCAGCAGCAGUAGCAGCAACGGUAGUAGCGCCGGCGGCGGCGGCGCAGGAACCAACGAAAAAGAUCAAACAGACGAGAAACAACGCGCUCUGAUUCAGCAGUUUCUCACACAGGCCGCAGCCAUGAAUGGGAAAAAUGGUAUCGAAGAUAUUGCCAACCGUCUUGGGAAUAGCAAUAAAAAGGCAGAGAAAAAUUGGAGCAAUGGAUACACAGCACCACCAGAGCCGCUCACAAUAUCCAAUCACACACCAUCAAUGCAGUUGAGCUGCGUUGAUUGCGGAGUGAUUAAAACGAAUUCGGAAGAGAUGGAGAUCCAUAUAAAGACGGAACAUCUUGGUUGGCUGCCAUUCCAAUGCCCGAUUUGCCUAUCAGAAAGAGCGUCAGACGCUCAAAUGAGAGAACAUCUGCAUUCAUCCCAUCGGAAGAGCAUGAACAAAUUCAUCUAUGUCGACAACGUGCAGGCGAAGCGACAAUUACAAAUUCUCAUGGAUAAAGCGUUCUCGAUGAAUGUGACAGUGCGUGUGAACGCGUCAGCGUCGGCAUUGUCGCCGAGCUAUCGCGGUGGUUGCUCGACACCGUCAUCGGGACGCAACACGUCGACCACAAUUACUAGUGGAGGUAGCGUUGAAGCUGCGGCUACGGCGAUCGUACAAGCGCACAAGGACAAGGAGAAACAGCAAGCCCAGGCGGCGGCAGAUUUUCUCAAACUUCUCGAGUUUACCGAUUCGUCAUUGUCGGCACUUCAAACGAAUCCGGAAAAAUCGCAGAAGACGUCGACUGGUAGAAAGCGGCCGUAUGUGCCGACGUCGGUCACCGAAUCGAUCACGACGAUCAAGUUGGAUCCGAGCACCGACAACUUUUUGGCGAAUCUGUCACGUGAAAAUGAGGAAAACGACCAACGUACCUCAUUCUCGUUAGAUGAUUUGAACAUCGACAGCUCUUCGGCUCUGGCUUCAUUAUUCGGGCCACCGAAAAAGGCGAAAAUGGAUAUGGGCGAAAUUGAUUCGACAAUGGAUGAUGCACUCGAUGCGUUGAAUCCAAUCUCUGUCCUUGACAAUGUCGCUGCCUUGUUCGGAAACGCAAAUGAUAAAAUAGUGGAGGAGACGAAGAAACCGGUGUCGAGUGUCUCGAAAAAACGCGUGCUCGGCGAAUGCAGCAAAUGCCAGAAACCGGUGACAGCCGGAGCGCGCCAAAUGCACAUGUUUUUCCAUUUGGCCAAGGAUGAGAAUAUAUUCCGAUUCCGAUGCAAAUUCGAUGGAUGCUCUAUCGAACAUUACCGUAAGGAUCAAAUGGAGAAUCAUCAAUCCAAAGUUCAUGGAAAAAUUGAUCCCGAUAUGAUGGAGGAUCGAUCGUUGGAGUUGUUCCAAAAGUGUCAGGAAUUGAAUCAUGAAUUGUUUGUCGCCCAUCGCAAUCCGGGCGCGAAAGCGCAUUGCUGGUCGUCGCCAUCGCAGGUCGACAACCAGAUGUUGAACCUUCUAACCCAUUUUCAGGACUUGUCGAUGGAAUUGCUUGGAACCAAAUCUGGAACUGUGCCGGGACCAACGGCAGCGAAAGCAGAAAUCGCCUAUGCGGCACAACAAGCGGCCAAUGCAGCUAAGGCUGGCAAAAGUGGCAAAUCAUCGAGCAUAUCUACAGUAAACGGCGGAGUCGGCAUUUUGAAAUUGAUGCCUGAUGAGGACCAUCCGCUUCAAUGCAGACUUUGCGGCAAAACCAUGCAGAAUCGGAUCAGGGGCUUCCAUAUUCUUUGGCAUAUGGCCAAGGAUAAGGGAAUUAAUCGCUACACGUGCAAAUACUGCGAUUUUGGACAUGAUCGUUCGCAAUCGGUUCAGGUGCAUGGAAAGAAAGAGCAUGGAUCAGAUGAUUGUGUCGAAGAUCGCAUAGCCGAAUACCAAGAUGAUGUUAAAGAAAUGUCCGAAGCUUGCUUCGGAAUCUCGUCGCUUUUCGCGCAGGAGAACAAGAGAAGAAGCAAAAUCCCGGCAGCGGCAUUCCCUAGAGACAAGGAUGAUGGUGAUAGCAACAGUGGCGAUGCUUCGCCUUCAAUUAUUCUUGACGACACCUUGUCGAACGGAAGUGAUGAGAAAGAGGAGAUCGAAAUCAAGAUUGACCCAAAAGAGGAAGUUGAAGACGAAGAGAAUGAGCAUAGUGAACACGAGAUGGAGCACGAUGAGCAGGAGCAUGAAAAUGAGGCUGAGGAAGAGGGGGAAGCUGAAGAGGAAGAGGAUCCCGAUGAGGAAGACAGCGGUGUUGUGAUGACUGGAAGCGCCCGCAGAAAGAGGAGGCGCUUCAACUUUCGACCGAAAAAGACGAAGAAGCAGAUUAAAGAAGCUCUCGUGAUGCGCAGCAUCUCGAUGUUGAUCGGAGGCGCGCAGUUCUAUAGAAAAAAAGUGAAUGAAUUCUGCUAUUGCGAGAAGUGUGGCAAACAUACGAAUAACCGCCUUCCUGAACACGCCUAUACCCAUAUGAAAGCUGAUCUUUUCUUGUGCCCAAUUUGUCAAUUGGGACAUCAAUCGCGCGAAAUUGUCAUUAAACAUAUGCGCGAUAUGCAUCCGCUUUGUGCGGAGAAAGUCGUUGAUAAUAGGCUUUUACAUGUUGCCGAAAUCAAAGAAGCUAUCAGAGGAUGUUACCCGGCAUUCUUUGUUGACAUGCCGCUUCCAAAUGAAUCGGAUGUCGCUAAAAUAUCCGAACUUACUAAAGGAGAGGAGACCCAGAUUGCUGGAAUUGAGGAAUAUCUUCAAAAACUCGGAAAUUAA
Messenger RNA from Caenorhabditis bovis, 2817 nucleotides. The record is from the annotation of a GenBank genome assembly. NCBI's taxonomy places the organism in Eukaryota, Metazoa, Nematoda, Chromadorea, Rhabditida, Rhabditidae.